UCCAGCUGCUUUCCCAGCUACCCACAGCCAUGGCCCUGGCCCAGCAGCUGCGAUCGGAGAGCGACUUUGAGCAGCUUCCAGACGAUGUGGCCAUCUCGGCCAACAUUGCUGAUAUCGAGGAGAAGAGGGGCUUCACCAGCCAUUUUGUUUUUGUCAUCGAGGUAAAGACGAAAGGAGGAUCCAAGUAUCUCAUAUACCGCCGCUAUCGCCAGUUUCACGCCCUGCAGAGCAAGCUGGAGGAGCGGUUUGGGCCCGAGAGCAAGAACAGCCCAUUCACCUGCAGCCUGCCCACACUGCCAGCCAAAGUCUACAUGGGUGCAAAACAAGAGAUUGCUGAGUCUCGGAUCCCAGCCCUCAAUGCCUACAUGAAGAACCUCCUGAGCUUGCCGGUCUGCGUGCUGAUGGACCCCGACGUCAGGAUCUUCUUCUAUCAGUCUGCAUACGAUGCGGAGCAGGUGCCCCAGGCACUCCGCAGGCUCCGACCACGCACGCGCAAAAUCAAGGGUGUGUCUUCACAAGGGGCCGGCAUGGAUCGCAUGGAAGCUCCAAGAGCAGAGGCCUUGUUUGACUUCACUGGGAACAGCAAACUGGAGCUAAGUUUCAAAGCUGGAGAUGUGAUCUUCCUUCUCAGUAAGAUCAACAAAGACUGGCUGGAGGGCACAUCCCAGGGAGCCACAGGCAUCUUCCCGGGGUCUUUCGUGAAGAUCCUCAAGGACUUCCCCGAGGACGAGGACACCACCAACUGGCUAAGAUGCUACUUCUAUGAAGACACAGGCAAAACCAUCAAGGACAUCGCAGUGGAGGAGGACGUCAACAGCACCCCCUUGUUCAAAGACCUGCUAGCGCUCAUGAGGCGUGAGUUCCAGAGAGAGGACAUUGCCCUUAAUUAUCAGGAUGCUGAGGGGGACCUGGUUCGGCUGUUGUCGGAUGAGGAUGUGGGACUCAUGGUGAAGCAGGCCCAAGGCCUCCCCUCCCAGAAGCGCCUCUUCCCCUGGAAGCUGCACGUUACACAGAAGGACAACUACAGUGUCUACAACACUGUACCCUGAGUCACAGGGACCCUGUGGCAAGGCAAGGACAGAGUGCUCAGCAAAGGGCCUUUACCUUCUUUUUG
Messenger RNA from Arvicanthis niloticus (Nile rat), 1114 nucleotides. It is a transcript of the gene Ncf4, whose product is annotated as neutrophil cytosolic factor 4. Gene Ontology annotation, biological process: phagocytosis; respiratory burst; superoxide anion generation. Gene Ontology annotation, molecular function: phosphatidylinositol binding; protein binding; superoxide-generating NADPH oxidase activator activity. The record is from RefSeq and is a predicted model, not a curated record. Gene Ontology annotation, cellular component: cytoplasm; NADPH oxidase complex. Lineage: Eukaryota; Metazoa; Chordata; Mammalia; Rodentia; Muridae.